CCAGCCCAGCACCCAGAGCCCACUCUUCCAGAGCCAGAAUCCCAGGCCCCUGAAGGGUCGCAGGCUGGAGCGGAGGGGCUCCCCAGCCCGGAGGCAUCGCGGAGCCCUGCACGGGGGGCCUACCUGCAAAGCCUGGAGCCCAGCAGCCGCCGUUGGGUGCUGGGCGGUACCAAGCCACCUGAGGAGGCUGCUUUGGGGCCCGGGGCACCCGGCAGCGGGGAGCCUGCCGGCGAGAUCUGGUACAACCCCAUCCCUGAGGAAGACCCCAGACCCCCAGCACCUGAGUCCGCAGGGACACAACCAGGCUCAGCUGAGCCAGAGGGCCCAGUCCCCCAAGGUACAGCCCCAGCCAGCCCCCUGACCAAAGCCUCCCGCACCAAGUCCCCGGGCCCCGCCAGGCGCCUCUCCAUGAAGAUGAAGAAGCUGCCGGAGCUGCGGCGCCGCCUCAGCCUGCGAGGUCCCCGGGCUGGUCGGGAGCGCGAGAGGGCCGCCCCGGCAGGCUCCGUCAUCAGCCGCUACCACCUGGACAGCAGCGUGGGGGCCCCCGGGCGGGCGGCAGGGACCGGGAGCACGCGGAACCCGAGGGCCGGUUACCUCAGUGACGGCGACUCGCCCGAGCGCCCAGCAGGACCCCCGUCGCCCACCGCCUUCCGGCCCUACGAGGUGGGCGCGGCAGCCCGGGCGCCCCCCGCCGCUCUCUGGGGUCGCCUCAGCCUGCACCUGUACGGGCUCGGGGGGCUGCGGCCAGCGCCGGGGGCCACCCCGAGAGACCUCUGCUGCUUGCUGCAAGUGGAUGGGGUGGCCCGGGCCCGAACGGGGCCACUGCGGGGGGGGCCGGACUUCCUGCGGCUGGACCACACCUUCCACCUGGAGCUCGAGGCUGCCCGGCUACUGCGCGCCCUAGUGCUAGCCUGGGACCCUGGAGUGAGACGGCACCGUCCCUGUGCCCAGGGCACCGUGCUGCUGCCCACAGUCUUCCGAGGGUGCCAGGCCCAGCAGCUGGCCGUGCGCCUCGAGCCCCAGGGCCUGCUGUAUGCCAAGCUGACCCUGUCGGAGCAGCAGGAAGCCCCCGCCACAGCUGAGCCCCGCGUCUUCGGGCUACCCUUGCCGCUGCUGGUGGAGCGGGAACACUCCCCAGGCCAGGUGCCCCUCAUCAUCCAGAAGUGUGUUGCGCAGAUCGAGCGCCGAGGGCUGCGGGUAGUGGGGCUAUACCGUCUAUGCGGCUCAGCAGCAGUGAAGAAAGAGCUUCGGGAUGCAUUUGAGCGUGACAGUGCAGCUGUCUGCCUCUCCGAGGACCUGUACCCUGAUAUCAAUGUUAUCACUGGCAUCCUCAAGGAUUAUCUUCGAGAGUUGCCCACACCGCUCAUCACCCAGCCCCUCUAUCAGGUGGUGCUGGAGGCCAUGGCCCAAAGUCCCCCAAGCAGGGCCCCCCCCAGCCCUGAUGGCACCCGAGGGCUCCUCAGUUGUUUGCCGGAUGUGGAAAGGGCCACGCUGACGCUCCUCUUGGACCACCUGCGCCUCGUCUCCUCUUUCCACGCCCAUAACCGCAUGACCCCGCAGAACCUGGCCGUGUGUUUCGGACCCGUCCUGCUUCCAUCGCGCCAGGCGCCCGCCCGGCCCCGCGCCCGCGGCUCCGGCCCAGGUCCCUCCAGCGCAGUGGAUUUCAAGCGCCACAUCGAGGUGCUGCACUACCUGCUGCAGUCUUGGCCAGAUCCGCAGCGGCCCCAGGAGGCUCCGGACGUGGCCCCGUGCGUGCUGCCCAGACGACAGCCGGUUCUGCGCUUGCCGCUGGCAGGCCCCGAAGUGGUGACUCGACCCCGCGGCAGGGGUGGCCCUGAGAGCCCCCCGAGCAACCGCUACGCUGGCGACUGGAGCGUGUGCGGGCGGGACUUUCUGCCCUGCGGGCGGGAAUUCCUGUCCGGCCCCGACUACGACCACGUGACGGGCAGUGACAGCGAGGACGACGAGGCGGGCGAGCCGAGGGGUGCCGCCCACUUCGAGGACGACUUUGAUGCGCCCUUCAAUCCGCACCUGAAUCUUAAAGACUUUGACGCCCUCAUCCUGGACCUGGAAAGGGAGCUCUCCAAGCAGAUCAACGUGUGCCUCUGAGCUGCGGGUGCCACCGAGGACGGGCUCCCGGUUGCUAAGGCGAGGCCCUAACGACCGAGGAGGACCAGACCUGUUGCUCAACCCGAGCUCCUGGUUGCUAGGGAGUUGCCAAGAGACCAGCCACCCGUUGCUGAGAAUCAUUCCCAGUUUCCAGCGCCCAGUAUUUGGGCACUGGUUGUAAAGGCCAGGGACGGGGGAUUUUAGGGACCAGCUGUGUGGUUAUGUUUCUUGAGCACCAAGGACUUCUCCUAUUGUGGCCAAAAGGCAGUUCUCCCGCUUGCUAGGCUGGCCUCCCUCGUCUCCCCUUGGCUAGGGAAACCAGUUAUAGUGAGCAUCACCCUGGGGUGCUGAGACACCCCCUACUCAGUCCUCUUGCUGCUGCAAACCAAAUCAGUAUUAGCUUUGAGCACUGCACUGUUUCUCCCUCCCUUGGAGGACCCAAGGACUAUCAUGAGGUGCUGUUUUGGGGAGAGGGGGCAGCCCCUAUCCUGGGCUCCAGCUGGAUAGGGGCAGCCUGGGGCUUAUAGAAAAACAGCUUGUUUCCCCACCCUCUUUUCCAAGGAAGACCCCAUGACUGGCCUCCAACCAGCAAACGGGGGUAACAGAGUCUGGCCCUUCCGCUCCCCAAUUUCCCCUUCCUCACCCCUGAAACAAUUGAGCACUUAACCCCUCCCUCUCGGAGGGGCCCCACCUGAAGCAUCAGGCUGGGGGCACUUUGGUACGGAACAUAUUUAUUGCCUCCGUGCAUGUGUGUGUCUGUGUGUGAGGAACAGUGUGCGUGGACAUGUCUGCAGCAGGCGUGUGGGGCUCUUUCAGGGACCACAGGGGGGAAAAGUUUGAAAUGCCCAGGCACCCUGAAAUCCCACCCAGUCAUGGUGCCUCAGUGGGCCCCAGAGUUCCAGUGGGAGAGUAGGGUCCCCUCCCGUCUCCACUUUCCAUCACCUCCAUCUUUGUGGACAAUAAAUCAAUAUGCACAGA
This is a messenger RNA of Galeopterus variegatus (Sunda flying lemur), 3087 nucleotides long. RefSeq names its product synapse defective 1, Rho GTPase, homolog 1 (C. elegans) (gene SYDE1). The coding region runs from base 409 to 2109 and encodes 566 amino acids. The transcript is spliced from 7 exons. The record is from RefSeq and is a predicted model, not a curated record. Lineage: Eukaryota; Metazoa; Chordata; Mammalia; Dermoptera; Cynocephalidae. Gene Ontology annotation, biological process: signal transduction.